AUGUCUGACAUGAUGAUCCCAGAUGAAUUAAUUGAAGAAAUUUUUUCAAGACUUCCUGUAAAGACCCUCAUAAGAUUCAGGUGCUCAUCGAAACCAUGGCAAGCCGUAACUGGCAGCCCAGAGUUCAUCAGAAAAAACUUGACCAAUUCCUCCAGUUACACCCUUAUCCAAGGAAUUACCAAGGACGUGGAUGACGAGGAGGAAGAAAAAUACCUUUACUCUACAGAUUAUGAUUCUUUCCUCAAAAUAGGCUGCGCCAAUUUCAAUGAACUCAAUCUUCUAGUGCCAUGCCCCAGGUUUGAUGAAAUAUUGGGUUCAUCCAAUGGACUGCUUUGUGUAUGGAAAGAGAACCUUUGGAAUGAAAUGAUGUUAUUUUGUGGAACCCAUCAACUAGAGAAUAUCGACGUUUACCGUUCUCUGAGAUUAGAAGAACUGAUUGCAAAUGCUGCUGAUAAUACUAUAGUUCAGGUUAAUCGUUUGAAGUUGGAUUCUUGGCGAAGAGUUCUAGAACUUCCUUAUCAUUUUGAGUACUCGAAGAACGGAAAGCUUGCUAAUGGCACAUUGCAUUGGGUCGUAAAGGCGACUUCACAUCUCAAGUCUGAGGAACUUAUUGCUGCAGUUGAUCUGGCUAGUCAGCCGCUACUGUGGUGUGAUCUUGAGAGUGAGUCAGUAAGUUAUCCAGAGACAGAAGUUUCUUGUCAUCCUAACAAUGAACGUCCUCUUGCUGAUGAGUACUUUGAAUUGGGUAUAUUGUUGCAAAGCCUUGUUAAGCUUAGUGGUGAGAGUUGCGAGAGUUGCAGAACAAACAAGAAAUCUCGAAAACUGAGAAGGAAGAGAAGAACUUGA
This is a messenger RNA of Coffea eugenioides, 846 nucleotides long. RefSeq names its product putative F-box protein At1g50870. The record is from RefSeq and is a predicted model, not a curated record. NCBI's taxonomy places the organism in Eukaryota, Viridiplantae, Streptophyta, Magnoliopsida, Gentianales, Rubiaceae. The transcript is spliced from 3 exons. Bases 1 to 846 code for a protein of 281 amino acids. Gene Ontology annotation, molecular function: protein binding.